Trypanosoma cruzi is the source of this 810-nucleotide messenger RNA. Its product is annotated as dihydrolipoamide acetyltransferase, putative. Gene Ontology annotation, biological process: pyruvate decarboxylation to acetyl-CoA. The record is from RefSeq and is a predicted model, not a curated record. Gene Ontology annotation, cellular component: pyruvate dehydrogenase complex. Gene Ontology annotation, molecular function: dihydrolipoyllysine-residue acetyltransferase activity. NCBI's taxonomy places the organism in Eukaryota, Euglenozoa, Kinetoplastea, Trypanosomatida, Trypanosomatidae. The transcript has a single exon. Bases 1 to 810 code for a protein of 269 amino acids.
AUGCGUCGAUCAUUUUUAUUUCUGGUGAAUUUCUCGCCGCUCUUCAUGCCGGCACUGUCGCCCUCGAUGGAGACGGGCACCAUUGUGGAGUGGAAGAAGAAAGUCGGCGACCUCGUCAAUGAGAACGAGGUGUUCUGCACCGUGCAGACCGACAAGGCGGUCGUGGACUACACGAACACGUUUGAUGCCGGGUACCUCGCAAAGAUCCUUUGUCACAGCGGGGAGACGGUGCCUGUUGCAAAGACCAUCGCCGUCAUGGUUGAGGACGAAGCAGACAUCCCAAAAAUAGCAGACUAUCGCCCCGAGGGCGAAGCACCGGGCGAGGAGGUCAAGUCCGACGCACCCGCCGUGCCAUCUCCUGCCGCCCCCGCACCCACCGCGCCGCCUUCGGGGGGCAAACGAUACGGGGAGUCGCUGGAGGACACAAUUGCAGCGAGUGGGCCUGCCGUCUUACGUAUCGCCGCGCGGCUGGACCGCAAGACGCUGGAGUCGCUCCCAUUCACCGGCAAAGGCGGGCGAUUUGCAAAGUGCGACUUCGUGGGGCAACCGGGGUUCAACGACGACGAUGUGCCACCGCCCCCAGCACCUUCACCACCGCCGUCUGCCGCUUCUGCUGCCGUCUCCGCGAAGAAUAGCGGCGCCACUCGAGUGAAUAAGGCCACAGCAGGAGCGGCGCCCGGCGGCAGCGUCGUGGGGAAGGCGUUCCCUGUGUGCAACCUGAAGGUCAGUGACACGACACUCCUGCAGCAGCUCAUUCGUACGAUGCCGCUGCCAAAGAAAACUGCCAGCGCGGCAAAUAACAAACAAUAA